CUUUUUAUGCGUGACAAUAGGUACCUUUGAAACAGGAUGUAAAAUUUUUCAUCCUAGCAUCAUCGAGGAACAGCUGAAAGCAUAAAUAGCGCCACCUGGUCAAAUCGAUUGUUGAGGUUAAAAAGCAAGAGAUAUUUUUCCCUCAACGUCACACCAACUUGCACACGACUUCGUACUCUACCCACAGAUGGACAUAGGACGUGAGGAUUCAAUAAUAAUAAGAAAAAAAAUGAGAUGCAACCGAUGCAACUGAGUGAACGGGGGAGUAGAGAAGUUUUGAUUGAAUAAAGAAGAAGUGGUAACGAGUUUUUAUAUUUUCAUUUGAAAAAUCUGUCGUACGUGAAGGUCUCGUCCUCGUGUGUGCCAUGACUCCUCUUUUCACGGUUAUCCUACGUCACUAAUAAAUAUUCUAAACAUCAAAGGAGUGAAGAUAAAUCAGGUGUAAAAGAUGUUGAGUGUAAAAUCAUCGAGGGAAAAAGCGUUGAGAUGAAUUUGUAAAAUUUGAAAAUUUAAAUUUUCCUAUUGUGCUGGGGUAUUUGGAGCUGAACAAUAGGAUUACGAUCAUGGCUUCGUCUACCAAGAGGUCCUGGAAACUCCAGGAACUUGUUGCUCACUCGUCUAAUGUUAAUUGCCUGGCCCUGGGACACAAGUCAGGACGAGUCCUGGUGACUGGUGGUGAUGACAAGAAGGUCAAUCUUUGGGCAGUUGGCAAGGAAAAAUGUAUCAUGAGUCUCAGUGGCCAUACAACACCAAUCGAGUGUGUGAGAUUUAGCCAAACUGAAGAUCUCGUCUGUGCUGGCUCUCAGACUGGUGCACUCAAAAUUUGGGACCUGGAGCAUGCCAAAUUGGCAAGGACACUUACUGGCCACAAGGCUGGCAUUAGAUGUGUUGAUUUUCAUCCUUAUGGAGAGCUCUUGACCUCUGGGAGUCUCGACACUGGAAUUAAAUUGUGGGAUAUCAGGAGGAAGGGGUGUAUUUUUACGUAUAAGGGACACAAUGAGACAGUCAAUUGCUUGAAAUUCAGUCCUGAUGGUCAGUGGAUUGCUAGUGCUGGAGAGGAAGGCAUGAUCAAGCUGUGGGAUUUACGAGCUGGAAGACAAUUGAAAGAAUUCACAGAACACAAACGUUCAGCGACAACCGUAGAAUUCCAUCCCCAUGAGUUUUUACUGGCCAGUGGCAGUGCUGAUAGAACUGUCAACUUCUGGGACUUGGAGUCAUUCCAGCUGGUAUCAUCAACAGAACAAAAUCUAGCCUCAAUAAAAUGUCUCCUCUUCAGCCCGGGGGGAGAAUGUUUAUUCACAGGCUGUCAGGAUGUCCUGAAGGUCCACUGUUGGGAACCAGCAAGAACUCUGGAUACAGUACCAACUGGCUGGGGCAAAGUCCAGGACAUUGCAAUAGCCCAGAAUCAACUGAUUGGUGCCAGUUCCAACGGCUCAUCCGUGGUAUCUUUCGUCUGUGAUAUGAAGCAGAUUAAACCCUUCGGUAAUGUUUCGCAGUUUGUCCAUGGAAAUCCCACGAGAAAGAGUUUUUCGAGGGAGACCCCGGCUAAAAAGGCGUCUAUAAAUGUCAAGACGAUUGAGGAAGAUAAGUCUGGAACUGAUCCCGAGGACGAAGUAACGCUUGCUGAAAUACCAAAUGUCACGGAUUAUCAAGACAUCUUCCAGCCUCAUCGAUCACUGAAUCGCACACCACCACCGGAACCCGAGGCUUUCCCGGUGCCUCAAGACAUAGAUCCAACUCAACCCCAAAUCAUUCAAAACCUAUCUACCUCAAUGACGAGUUUAAGUGCGACGGGAACACUGGACAAUGACGAUGAUCUUUCUCCAACAUCUUCUACCCAGCCCCCCAGUUUAUCAAUGACAAAACCAGUGCCAGUACGUGUUAAUCCAAUAAAAUCAUCCCCACCGCUUCAGAGGCACCCCUUCACCUCGACGAGUCAAAUAAAGGCCAAUCUGCAGGCCAACAAUAUUGCGAAAAAUACCAAGAAUUUUGCGCAAGUACCUCCCAUGAAGCAGAGUAUCAUGCCAGUCAUCGGGAGGAAAUCCUCAGGGAAUCACUUGAGUCAACCAAUGGGUCCUCAGCGUUCAAACUCAACACUGACAUCCCGGGUAGCUCCAAUGGCAGCAGUUACUCCGGUUAUGGGUGAUGGAAAGUCCAAGAGUCGAGCACCAAGUCCAGACUCACCGAAGCACUUUCUAAAACGCCAGACAAGUUGCAAAGAGGGUGAGGGAUACGAGAGUGAUUUUCCAGUGCAAAUAAAUACAAGCAUUAGACAUAGUCCAUCUGAUCCGGCCUUGAAUAGGCCGAAUACCGGGCAAACUCGUACCUCGAUGGCCAGGAAUUUUAUAAAUUCUGGGGCACUCUCAGCAAGAAACUCAGUGGGGGGAAAGAAAAUAAAUCGAGCACAGGUGCAGCCAAAUCCAAAAGUGGACAUCAGAGUUGCACAACUGAGGCCAAAUGUCGAGACAACUGAGAAGAAUGACUUUGUUCCCAUGUCACCUGACAAACCUGUGGGCCUCGAUGUUGAUGAUUUCCUACCCAAUAGAUAUGGGGGAUCAGCUAGACUGGGAUGCAGCCAAGGAUUGCCUGAGAUGUCGGAGGCUGAGGUCAUCAAUAGCAUUAUGCGAGGACAUGAUUCCAUGAUGACGGUGCUGAAUAACAGGCACAGGUCGUUACAGAUUAUUUAUUCAUUAUGGCACAGCAAGGACGUGAAAUCGGCAAUUGACUCUGCUGUUACCAUGAACGAUCUCUCUGUCAUCGUUGAUCUGCUUGGGGUGCUUACACUCAAACCGUGAGUGUUCUAAAAUACCUUGGAUAAUCUAAUCACUCUAUUUCAUCUACUUUCUGCUGUGAAAUCCUUGAACGUCACUCGGGGAUGUCAGUCGAGGUGCAUCCGGUUAAUUUUGAAGUCAGCCAGCCUGAAAAUUAGCCCUCUUACCGUACCGAGCAAAAAUGUUUGAAUAAUUUUUUAUCUCCUCAGAUACCACAAGUGUCUGUCCUGUUACGAAAGACUGGAAGCCCUGAGGCCGAUAAUCCAGAAGAAACAGUCAUCCACCGGUCAAAUGGGUGCGUCUUUUCGUGAGCUCAAUGUCUUAAUGAACACAUUGGUGUGACCGAGGCGUUUGCAGGCGGUUGUAUCGCCGAUGCCACGUCGAUCUUCCACGUUCAAGUGCAAACAUUGCCAAGCACGUGAAACGAGACUGAGAUAAAAAAAAAUAAUAAUCAGCGAACAACGUGGCCCCCAGAUAAUGGCCUAAAAUCUUGCCGGGUAGUUCCUUUUUCAUGAGAAUCCAAGACACUAAUCUUCGAAUCAAACUAGUAAUUUACUAAUUAAUAGUGUCACUGGCUACGCCAUAAACCGAGUGACACUAAUUGAGACUCAAUAACAGAAUUAAAACGUGAUGAUGAACAAGCGACAUGUCUUUCGCUCAAAGCUGAAAGGAAUAUGAGGGACAAUAGAUAUUCAUCCAUUCAUUAUUUUUUUGUACAAUUUUGCCUCAUCUCUCCGUGAGAAUCAUGUGAUGCAGUAGAAGAAGGAGAUGAGUGAAGAGAAUUUAAGGAGAAAAUGUCUCAAUGAAAAUUCAGAUAUGCCGUAAUAAUCUUCUUGAAAUGAGGAAAGCAUUCAACUUGUCUCUUUAUUCCACUCCGAUUCCAUAGUUAUGCUUAAACACAUUUGAUGAAUGAUGAGCAUGAAUGAAGAAAUGGAAAUCAUUGAAAUGUAUUUUUGGGAGGUUGAGACGAUUGGCAAAUCCAUCGUAUCGCUCGUAUUAUGUAAAUAAUAAUUAUUAAUAUUAAUGAGUCUAAUCGAAUUAUGAUUGAUGUGAGGUAUUAGUCCUUGUGUUUUUUUUUAUGAAUAUUGAAAUGUAAUUUUUUAUUAUUUCUGUAUUACAAAUGGUAGUGAAUAAAAGUAUGAGCCCAGUGAACUCGAGAGAGACAAAUUAAAUUCGACAAUCAUGAGAUUUCGAUUGCCAUUAAUUGAAAAAUUACGGUCGAGAAUGAAAAUAUAGUGCGGGACGAAUCGAUCGUCGUUCUCCUCUCCAUCACCUUCUCUAGUUUAUUUACAACCGAUCAAGCAUGAUUCAAGUCUAAUCGCUAUGUCUUUUUUAUUUGAGAUAAAAAGUGAGAGAAAUUUAGUAAAAAGAGGUAACCGUUUUCCUAAUCAAUUUUUUUUUGUAUUAUUCAAUGGCGUCAGUGAUUUUCUUGUAUGUGAAAAAAUUUCCGUAAUUACGAACUUAUGUAUUAAUUAAUUUCAAAGACUAAUGGUUACUGAUAAGUCAUUCUUGUUUGUAACUAAUGCAUUGUACGAGUUAUUAUGAAAAUUGAAUCGAUAUUUGUUCCACCAGUUAUAUUUAAUUUAUAAAUAUAGUGAAUUGUUUCACCAGUCAAUCGUCAAUUUACGUCGAUCUUUAAUUAUUGAAGCCUUUAAUUAAUUUUUGAAUGUGAGAGUGCAAUGUGGAAUUUAUUAAUGAGAAUUUUAGAUUUAGUUUACACAGAGCAAUUUUUCCGAUGAUAUUUUUAUUUCACGAACAAAUAUCCCUUCAAUUUUGGUAAAACAAUUUCAGUGUGAUGAUUCAUGAACAAAAUGUGAAAAAAUAGGAGUUAACUCGUUAAAUCCGUCCAUUAGGUAAUUUUUAUAACGAAAUAAUGAGUGCGAGUCCUGUGUACUUAAAGCGUGCCUGUCAUAUUUAUAUUGUUCAUGUUUGAUUUUGUUUUGUCGAUUGUUCGCAUGUUGAAACGAUCCCAUAGCGUUUGAUUAAAAUUUUUAAUUAUCAAUCAAAUACUCCAUUACGUUUGUCCCGAGACUGUAAAUCCUGUCUUCUAGAUAUUCAUUGUUCAGUUGAUUAUUUCGAGUAUUUACUGCCAAUGAGGGCAUGAAGAGGGUAGAAUGUGUGUAAAAUGAGUUUAUGAAACGUGCUGUUAAAUCAUGCAGAUAAUGUGUUAAUUCAAUGAGCUUCGGCCUUCAAUAACGAUCUCCUCAAAUUGUAUCUUUAUCUUGGGUUCUGUAUUUUUUAUUGCCCACUGGGUUAAGUAUGGGUACAUAUCCUCAUCAUGAGCUUGUCGAAUGGCAUUAAUAAAUUAACAAUUUUUUCAAUUGUCAUAA
Messenger RNA from Fopius arisanus, 5101 nucleotides. RefSeq names its product katanin 80 (gene kat80). The record is from RefSeq and is a predicted model, not a curated record. NCBI's taxonomy places the organism in Eukaryota, Metazoa, Arthropoda, Insecta, Hymenoptera, Braconidae. Gene Ontology annotation, biological process: microtubule depolymerization; microtubule severing. Gene Ontology annotation, cellular component: katanin complex. The transcript has 9 exons. Gene Ontology annotation, molecular function: microtubule binding.